Messenger RNA from Syngnathoides biaculeatus (alligator pipefish), 7179 nucleotides. Its product is annotated as inactive phospholipase C-like protein 2. NCBI's taxonomy places the organism in Eukaryota, Metazoa, Chordata, Actinopteri, Syngnathiformes, Syngnathidae. Gene Ontology annotation, biological process: regulation of DNA-templated transcription; intracellular signal transduction; lipid metabolic process. The coding region runs from base 155 to 6028 and encodes 1957 amino acids. The record is from RefSeq and is a predicted model, not a curated record. Gene Ontology annotation, molecular function: DNA-binding transcription factor activity; phosphatidylinositol-4,5-bisphosphate phospholipase C activity; DNA binding. The transcript has 25 exons.
UCGACAAACAGUAACUAACUCCACGGACCGACCGACCCGCCACCACGGCGAGAGAGUCCCCCCCCCCCUCCCCGUCCCCGAGUCACCGCAGUUUGUGGCCGCACUCGAGCGCAGGAGAGCCGCGGCAGUCGUCGCUCCACGGAGGGCGUUGAAGAUGGCGGUGUGGAUCCAGGCCCAGCAGCUCCAGGGCGACGCUCUCCACCAGAUGCAAUCGCUGUACGGUCAGCACUUCCCCAUCGAAGUGCGGCAUUACCUGUCACAGUGGAUCGAGGGCCAGCUCUGGGAUAACAUCGACUUGGAGAACCCGCAGGAGGAGUUCAAGGCCAAGCGCUUGCUGGACGGCCUGAUCCAAGAGCUGCAGAGCAAGGCGGAGCACCAGGUCGGCGAGGACGGCUUCCUGCUCAAAAUCAAACUGGGACACUAUGCGAGCCAACUCAAGAGCACGUAUGACCGAUGUCCUCUGGAGCUGGUGCGCUGCAUCAAACACAUCCUCUACACGGAGCAGCGGCUGGUGCGGGAGGCCACCAACUCCACCUCUCCGGUGGGUGGAAUGUUGGACAGCAUGUCUCAGAAGUACCAGCAGAUCAACCAAGCCUUCGAGGAGCUCCGCCUGCUCACCCAGGACACGGAGAACGACCUGCGCAAGCUCCAGCACAAUCAGGAGUACUUCAUCAUCCAGUACCAGGAGAGCCUGCGCAUCCAGGCUCAGCUCUCCAGCCUGGCCACACUGCCCCCUGCUGACCGGCAGUUACGGGAACCCACUCUGGUGAGCAAAAGAGCCACCGUGGACGCGUGGCUGACGAGGGAGGCCAACACACUACAGAAGUACAGACUGGACCUGGCGGAGAAGCACCAGAAAACACUGCAGCUGCUGAGGAAGCAGCAGACCGUCAUCCUGGACGACGAGCUGAUCCAGUGGAAGCGACGGCAACAGCUGGCGGGGAACGGGGGCCCGCCGGAGGGGGGCAUGGACAUCCUCCAGUCCUGGUGCGAGAAGCUGGCGGAAACCAUCUGGCAGAACCGGCAGCAGAUCCGGAGAGCGGAGCACCUCAGACAGCAGCUGCCCAUCCCGGGUCCAAUUGAAGACCUCCUCAAUGAACUCAACAGCACUAUCACAGACAUCAUCUCAGCCUUGGUCACAAGCACCUUCAUCAUCGAGAAACAGCCCCCGCAGGUGCUCAAAACGCAGACCAAGUUCGCCGCCACGGUGCGCCUGCUGGUCGGCGGCAAGCUGAACGUGCACAUGAACCCGCCGCAAGUCAAGGCCACCAUCAUCAGCGAGCAGCAGGCCAAGGCGCUGCUGAAGAACGAGAACACCAGGAAUGACAGUAGUGGAGAUAUUCUCAACAACAACUGCGUGAUGGAGUACCACCAAACGACGGGCACGCUCAGCGCCCACUUCAGGAACAUGUCCUUGAAGAGGAUCAAGCGGUCAGACAGGAGAGGCGCCGAGUCGGUGACGGAGGAGAAAUUCACCAUUCUCUUUGAGUCCCAGUUCAGCGUCGGCGGCAAUGAGCUCGUCUUCCAAGUGAAGACGUUGUCGCUGCCUGUAGUGGUGAUAGUCCACGGGAGCCAAGACAAUAACGCCACGGCGACGGUGCUGUGGGACAACGCUUUCGCCGAGCCCGGCCGCGUGCCUUUCCUGGUGCCGGACAAAGUGAUGUGGCCUCAGCUGUGCGAGGCCAUCAACAUGAAGUACAAGGCGGAGGUGCAGAGCAACCGCGGCCUCUCCGAGGAGAACCUGGUCUUCCUCGCCCAGAAGGCCUUCGGCAACUCCAGCACUAGCGUCGAGGACGACCGCAACAUGACGAUGACCUGGUCACAGUUUAACAGAGAAAGCUUGCCCGGCAGGAACUUCACAUUUUGGCAAUGGUUCGACGGCGUGAUGGAGCUGACGAAGAAGCAUCUCAAGCCGCACUGGAACGACGGGGCCAUCCUGGGCUUUGUGAACAAGCAACAGGCUCAAGACAUGCUGAUGUCCAAGCCGAACGGCACAUUUCUCCUGCGCUUCAGCGACUCGGAAAUCGGAGGGGUUACCAUCGCCUGGGUGGCCGAAAACCCCAACAAAGCAGGCGAGCGAAUGGUGUGGAACCUCAUGCCCUACACAACCAAAGACUUCACGAUUCGCUCCUUGGCCGACCGCAUCAGCGAUCUCAACCACCUCCUCUUCCUCUACCCCGACAGGGCCAAGGACGACGUCUUCUCCAAGUAUUACACCCCUCCGCUCUCCAAGGCGGUGGACGGAUACGUGAAGCCGCAAAUCAAACAAGUGGUGCCUGAGUUUACAACAGCCAAUCCGGAUCCAGCAAGCGGGAACCCGACCUACAUGGAUCACGGCGCCUCUCCGGCACCCGUCAGUCACCCUCACACCUACGGCUUGUACCAACCGAUGAGCGAGUCCAUGCUGGACGCGGACGGGGACUUCGACCUGGACGACACCAUGGACGUGGCGCGGCACGUGGAGGAGCUGCUGCGGCGGCCCGUGGAGAGCCACUGGGGCAGCCAGCAGUCGACCAUGGCGGGGCUCCACGCUUCUUCCGAGCCGUCGGGACGUUUUGGGGACUUGAGCCGACCGACGCAAGCCUCCCUCGGCGGCGGCGGCGGUGCCGGCGGUGGCACCCGGCCUGACUCGGAAGGGUCGGCCGGCGCCGCCCGGGGCUUCGCAGCCCCGGCAGUGUACAGCAACGGCCGGUACCUGGAGCACGGCAGCCCGACGGUGGGCGCCCGCAGCCGGGAGCCGUCCGCGGAGAGGAGCCAGGGGGGAGCCAACACACCUUGCGGCAUCAUGAAGGAUGGGUCCAAGCAGAGGCAGGUGAGGAAAAAGACCGUCUCCUUCAGCUCCAUGCCCAGUGACCGCAAGAUCAACAGCACGGCGGCGUGCAUGGCUUUUAUGAUGGAGGGCUGCGAGAUGAAGAAAGUGCGCUCCAACUCGCGCAUGUACAACCGAUACUUUCUGCUGGAUCCGGACAUGCACUGGCUCCGCUGGGAGCCUUCCAAGAAAGACUCGGAGAAGGCGAAGCUCGAGAUCAAGAGCAUUAAAGAGGUGCGGUUAGGCAAGAAGACCCCGGUCCUUCGCAGCAAUGGUCUCUCUGAUCAGUUCCCAGAUGAAUGCGCCUUCUCGAUUAUCUACGGGGACAACUAUGAGUCACUGGAUUUGGUUGCCAGUACAGCCGACGUGGUCAGCACCUGGGUGAUGGGCCUGAGAUAUCUGGUAUCUUACGGCCGUCACUCCGUUGGCAUGUUAGAACCCAGCCAGCCGAGCGUAAGGACGUCUUGGAUCAGCUCAGUCUUUGAGCUCGCAGACAUGGAGAAAGACGGACACAUUGACCUUUUCAGGGCCACUCAAAUUAUCAAGGGGCUCAAUCCCGGAAUGAAAGAGGCGAUGAUAGAACUCAAGUUCAAAGAACUCCAGAAAGCUAAAGACCAAUACGGCGAGGCAAUUAACAUGGACACGUUUGUGGAGGCUUACUGUGAGCUCUGUACACGUCCGGAAAUUUUCUUCUUGCUGAUGCAGUUCUCCAGCAACAAGGAGUACUUGGACUGUAAAGACCUCAUGCUAUUUGUAGAGGUGGAGCAAGGUGUAGAAGGUGUUACAGAGGACAUGUGCAGGGAUAUGGUUCUAAAAUAUGAGCCAUCAGCCAAAGGCAGGGUAGGGAUUUACCUCUCCAUUGAUGGCUUUACACACUACCUCCUCUCCUCUGAGUGCCACAUCUUUGACCCGCAGCACAAACGUGUGUGCCAGGACAUGACGCAGCCCAUGUCCCACUACUACAUCAACUCUUCACAUAAUGCCUCCCUUCUGGAAGAUCACUUCUGGGGUUCGUCCGACAUCAGCAGCUACAUCCGUGUUCUGAGGAUGGGCUGUCGCAGCAUAGAGGUCAUCGUCUGGGAUGGUCCUGAUAACGAGCCGGUGGUUUACGUGGGGAGCUCCGUGGCCUCACAGCUCGCCUUCUCCAAGGUCGUGGAUAUCAUAAACCAAUACGCCUUUGAAAGCUCCGAGUAUCCCUUGAUUCUCUGUUUAGUGGCUCAUUGCUCGAUCCCUCAGCAGAGGGUUAUGGCCCAACACAUGAAAAAGAUUCUUGGGGACAAACUAUAUGUGGAGUCCCCCGACAAAGACGAAAACUACUUACCCUCUCCAGAGAAACUCAAAGGUAAAAUACUCCUCAAGGGUAAGAGCCUUGAGCUGGGCUGCACAGACCUCGAGGGUGACGUGACAGAGGAGGAAGAGGGUCUAGAAAUGUCCAGAAGAGUUGGAGUAGAUGACAGGGACCAGCUAAACGGCUUAGGUUGCAAAAAACUCCGUCUGUGCAAGGAGCUCUCCGAUCUUGUGUCACUCUGCAAAUCAGUCCAGUUCAGGGACUUUGAUACGUCAAAACGGGACCAAAAAUAUUGGGAGAUUUGCUCCUUCAAUGAGGUUGAUGCUAACAGGUUCGCCAACGAGUUUCCAGAGGAAUUUGUCUGCUACAACAAGCGCUUUCUGUCUAGAGUGUACCCCACCCCAAUGAGGAUUGAUGCCAGCAACAUGAACCCCCAAGAUUUCUGGAAGUGUGGCUGCCAGAUUGUGGCCAUGAACUACCAAACACCAGGACUGAUGAUGGACCUCAACCUUGGCUGGUUCAGACAAAAUGGCAACUGUGGAUACGUGUUGCGGCCGGCCAUCAUGAGGGAGGAGGUCUCCUAUUUCAGUGCCAAUGCUCGGGAUUCCCUGCCAGGGGUUUCCGCGCAGCUACUUCACAUAAAGGUCAUCAGCGGGCAGAACCUGCCUAAGCCCCGUGGCUCCGCGGCCAAGGGUGACGUGGUGGAGCCUUACAUAUACGUGGAAAUUCACGGCAUCCCUGCCGACUGCGCUGAGCAAAGAACCAAAACCGUGUCGCAAAAUGGGGACAACCCCAUUUUUGAUGAGAGUUUUGAAUUCCAGAUCAACUUGCCCGAACUGGCGGUCCUGCGCUUUGUGGUGCUGGAUGAUGACUACAUCGGAGACGAGUUCAUUGGCCAGUACACCAUCCCGUUCGAGUGCCUGCAGCCCGGCUACAGGCAUGUCCCCCUGCAGUCUCUGACAGGGGAGUUCCUACCCAACACCACACUCUUCGUCCACGUGGCCAUCACAAACAGACGAGGAGGAGGAAAAGCCCAUAAGAGAGGCAUUUCUGUCAGGAAAGGCCGGAAGGCCCGGGAAUACACCAACACUAAGACCACGGGGAUCAAAGUCGUGGACGAACUCUUCAGAGCAUCGACCCAACCCCUCAGAGAAGCCACAGACCUCAGAGAAAAUGUGCAGAAUGCCACGGUGUCCUUCAAGGAGCUCUGCGGGCUGACGCCGGCCGCCAACAUGAAGCAGUGCAUCUUGACCGUGUCCACCUGGCUGAUGAACAGCGAGCGCUCUCUGCGGGUGACGGUGGACCUGAGCGAGACCUACCCCGCCAUGGAGGCUGAGGGUCUGGUGCCCGAGCUGCUGCGCAAGGUGCUCAACGCCUACGACAUGAUGAUCCAAACCAGCAGAACCCUGAUCGAGUCGGCUGACGUGGUCUACUCCAAGCUUGUGCAAGCGCAGCGUGCAGGUCUGGACUUCCACGAGGACCUGCAUCGCAUCGGCGCAAAGGAGGGCCUGAAGGGUCGCAAACUUCAGAAGGCCAUGGAGAGCUACGCCUGGAACAUCACCGUCCUCAAGGGCCAGGCGGACCUGCUGAAGCACGCCAAGAGCGAGGCACUGGACACCCUGCGUCAGAUCCACUGCGCGGCUCAGUCCUGCGGCCUCAGUAAGAACGGAGCCUCCUCCCCGCAGCCGCAGCAUCACCCGCUCCAAAAUCAGGCCAAGUCCCCUCUGCAGCCCCCGCCGCCAUCCCCGUCACAAGCCCGACCCUGGACCGGACCCCAUUCCCCGCUCCCGCUGCUCCAAACUGUUCCCAAACCACCCGCUUACACGCCCCCGCCAGCACACUUCCAGUUCCGGCAUCGCAGGGCAGCCGGACCCCUGGACUCCAUAACGGAGAAGGAGGCGUUCGGCCAAGAUCCGGCGGGACCCUGCUGACCCGCGGCCUGUGCCCACGGAGACGAGCACCCGAGAGAGAGCGAAAAAGACGAACGGGAAGGUCCGCGAGCGACGCAGAAAGUGGCGAGCGCGAGAGAAGGCGAGAUGGAGGAUAGCGUGAAUCGGAUGAUGACGACGACGACGAUGAUGAGGACGAAGAGUCGUCGCGUUCGAAGCGAGACACAAGUGUGAAGGUCAGAUUUGGUGAGAGAGCAGAAGAAGAAGACGUACUGUAAAUGUGCUUUUCCCUGUCAUCGUCCACUCAAUUUAUUCACACUUCACAGCUUGACAGACGCAUAUAAAAGCCUCCCAUUAUUCGAAAGAGUUUCCCAGAUAAGCGGCAGAGAAAAAUGGUUGGAUGGAUGUUUUUAUCUGCUUUUUUUUUUUUUUUUUUUAGCUGUCUCAUUUAUACAAGAUUCUACUAUAGACCUUUGUAAAUGGAACACAAGCUGAUCCUAGGUCAAUGCAUUUCUCCACUGGAAAUUAUGCAAAAGCAAGUGGUCCUAAACUGGAAUCGUGAGGCACUCCAUUACACUCAUUUCCGACAAUAACUAAACACGUACCCCUAUUUUUGUUUCUUAACCGACUUUUAAAUUGUGAGCGAUUUUCUGAUCUUUGAAUUCAAGUGUUAUUUUCUCAAUCCACUUGCAAUACUCUGCUUUUCUUCCAAUUGGCUAAAAUACACAUUUUUUAAAAUCCUGUGCUUGUGUGGACAUCGCCUUUCACAGCUUCAUGUUUAGCUCUGUCUUCUUCUGCUAGCUCCAAAGUUCUCUCUCGGGGUGACGUUCGUUUUCCACAGACCUCCACAGGUGUUCUAUUCUACUCUGUGGGUACAGGCUGCGUCUCGAGCCCACUUCCCUUUGGGGGUGGGUGACACUUUUCCCCUGCAUUUUUAUUUCUUUCCGCUUUUUAGACCUCCUCUGGCGAAGUUUACGUUCAUUUGUUUGGUCUGAGGGACACAUAGAACAAGCUGGAGUCAUUCCUCAGGAUUUUGGUUUUAACAUCUUGGACCCGCUUCACCCGACGACCACGACCAGAAGAUGUGACUCAACACAAAAUAUCGUGAAACUAGAUGUAAACUAUUUAAAAUGUAAGACGGGAUGAUACAAGAACUCUUGUAGAUAUGAAUGGUGGCUGUAAUACUAAUUGUU